GCCCUUCCCUGUCUUCCCCCGAAACUCCGUGAAUCGUGCGGAACUGGCGUCGGCCGCAGGUUUUGGUUGCUUUCCGUCCUCCUGAUUCACGUACGAGAAAGCGAGAAACAGAGAAAGUUCUCCAGCGACAAGGACGCACACUGAGAGGGAGACAAGGAAAACGAGCGAAAACCAGCACGCGAACUUGACGGCAUCCUCCGGUAUUUUCAUCUGGGUCAACGGAAUCUUCCCUAUAAGAAAUGCUCCCCUCCGUGAAGUCCUCCCUCGCCCCGGAGCCCCGCGAUCGCCCGGCCGCCGGUCCCGGGAAGCAGAACAACGGUGCCGCCGCCGCCCCGCGCGUCGGGUCGUCCUUGAGCGCCGCCGGGGGAUCGGCCGGUGUUUCGGACAUGGCGAAGAAGAAGAUCGUGACGGGCGAUGCCGGUUACAUCCUUGAAGACGUCCCUCAUUUCUCCGAUUACCUUCCCAAUCUCCCUAGUUAUUCUAAUCCGCUACAAGAUAAUCCUUCAUAUUCGGUUGUGAAGCAGUACUUUGUCCAUGUUGAUGACACGGUACCCCAAAAGGUUGUCGUCCACAAGGACAGUCCAAGAGGAGUACAUUUCCGACGGGCAGGGCCGCGUCAACGGGUUUAUUUUGAGGCCGAUGAUGUUCAAGCAUGUAUUGUUACAUGUGGAGGUCUCUGUCCAGGCCUCAACACGGUGAUCAGGGAAAUUGUUUGCGGGCUGUACCAUAUGUAUGGUGUCAGGAGAGUUCUUGGCAUAAACGGUGGCUAGGGUUUCUAUGCUCGAAAUACAGUUCCUUUGGAUCCAAAGAUCGUAAAUGAUAUCCAUAAACGUGGAGGAACCAUCCUCGGGACAUCGCGCGGUGGUCAUGAUACGAAGAAGAUAGUUGACAGCAUCCAAGAUAGGGGAAUCAACCAGGUCUAUAUAAUCGGCGGUGAUGGAACUCAGAGAGGGGCAUCUCUGAUAUUCGAGGAAGUUAGACGGCGAGGUCUGAAAGUAGCGGUGGCCGGUAUCCCCAAGACCAUCGAUAAUGACAUUCCAGUUAUUGACAAGUCUUUUGGCUUUGACACUGCCGUUGAGGAGGCUCAGCGUGCUAUCAAUGCUGCCCAUGUUGAAGCUGAGAGUGUCGAGAACGGUAUUGGUGUGGUAAAGCUGAUGGGCCGCAACAGCGGAUUUAUUGCGAUGUACGCUACUCUCGCAAGCCGCGACGUGGACUGUUGCUUGAUUCCGGAGUCGCCCUUUUACCUUGAAGGCGCAGGUGGGCUUUUUGAGUACAUAGAGAAACGACUGAAGGAAAAUGGGCACAUGGUCAUUGUGAUUGCCGAAGGAGCUGGACAAGAGCUCAUGUCCCAGAGCAACCAAUCCCUGGAUAACGGUAAGGAUGCUUCUGGCAACAAGCUCUUCCAAGACGUCGGCCUGUGGAUCUCCCAGAAGAUUAAGGAUCAUUUUUCCCAGCGGGGUAAGAUGGGCAUAACCCUCAAAUACAUAGACCCUACGUAUAUGAUCCGCGCCAUACCAAGCAUCGCCUCCGACAAUGUGUACUGCACGCUUCUCGCUCAAAGUUGCGUUCAUGGAACAAUGGCGGGCUACACUGGCUUCACUUCAGGACUCGUCAAUGGAAGACAGACAUACAUACCUUUCUAUAGAAUUACAGAGAAGCAGAACAAUGUCGUGAUAACGGAUCGGAUGUGGGCGAGGCUCCUGUCUUCAACCAACCAGCCUAGCUUCUGGAGUCCCAAAGACGUGAUCGAGGACAAAAGAGAAGAAGAGCCGCCGACAGAGUUGCUAGAUGACCGAAGCUGCUGCGCCGAGAAUGACUUGGUCGGCCUCGGUAAAGGGACCGGUUAAAGUAAUGCCGAUAAUUCUAUGAGCACGUAAGUUUGUCUGUAAUACAUUGAUUUGGCAGAUCUAAAUAAUCCGUUUGUAUAUAGUUAUUUGUGCGCUUAGAGAGACUUAAUAUGCCGUGGUCAAUGCUUGCUCGGUGUAAUCUCUUAGAGGUUGAGUUGCAAUAAAAA
Molecule: messenger RNA, 2014 nt
Organism: Eucalyptus grandis
Lineage: Eukaryota; Viridiplantae; Streptophyta; Magnoliopsida; Myrtales; Myrtaceae
Product: ATP-dependent 6-phosphofructokinase 3
Biological process (GO): fructose 6-phosphate metabolic process; glycolytic process
Cellular component (GO): cytoplasm
Molecular function (GO): 6-phosphofructokinase activity; ATP binding
Source: RefSeq, a predicted model, not a curated record